AUGGCAUCAUCACAAGCACGUCAGCCUCCUCAAACUGCAUCUGCAAGCGAUCCGCGCAGUGGAGAAUGGUGUCGCAUCCUAAUACCGGUCCCCCCCAAUCACGACGAAUUCUUCACAAUUGAAGAACUACACACCCGCCAUACCCAUGAUGUCCUCACUCAUUGUCAGGAGCUCUUUAAGACAUACCAAGAUACGGGAGAUGCAUCGUGGCUGGAAAAGCGCCGCCUAACACUCCAACAAUGGCUGGUUCGAUUUGACGUGAUGAGUGUACAUCUAGAACAGUGCAAGAACGCUGUCCAAACGGCUUUGGACCUAUCAGAGCCAGAUGAACCGGACGAUACUUAUGCAUCGCCUAGAGCUCCUCCUCGUCAAGCAGCAAUUGAGAGACCAGCAACUCCUCCCCCUUCCCACAGUAGGAUCACACGACGAAGACUGCAACAAGUUGGCUCAACUCCAAUCAAUGAAGAGGAGGGAGGCUCAUUGACGCCUCGGAGCUACUUGGAACAGAAGAUCGAGGCUACUUGGCAUAGAUAUAACCGGAACCUCCAAUUCACCCUCACGUACAACGGCUUUGACGCCGACCCGCCUGACUGGUACUUUGCGCGACAGGAACACGGCCAAUGGGUUGGCAGCGGCUUGCGAUGGGAAUGCGACGGAGUGAAAGUCAAGAAGUACCUUGUUCUAUCUACACCGCGCAACCUCACCAUCGAAGAUGAUCAGGCCGUGCCCAGCGGCAACCGCGAGGACGAACCACUGCAACUCAUGGUUAUCGAAGUCGGAUCGAACCGACAGGUUUUCGCCUCAGGUCGCAUCCUCUUACGCGACAUCGACUUCGAAGGCAACGAGGAGAUCCGAAGUCCCCUGUCAGGCGAAAUCAUUGGCCUGCAAGACACCAGCUCUAACGAUUUGAUCUUCCCGGUCGAGGAAAGAACCUUGCGGGAUAUUUAUAACCUCCAUGAAGAUAUAGAAGCUGAGAUUGACGCACGCGACGAAGCUGCCGAGGCAGAGCGCCAGGAUAAUAGGGAAGAUGCCUCCGCUUAA
Messenger RNA from Daldinia loculata, 1041 nucleotides. RefSeq lists its product as uncharacterized. The transcript is spliced from 3 exons. The coding region runs from base 1 to 1041 and encodes 346 amino acids. Lineage: Eukaryota; Fungi; Ascomycota; Sordariomycetes; Xylariales; Hypoxylaceae. The record is from RefSeq and is a predicted model, not a curated record.